This is a messenger RNA of Fukomys damarensis (Damara mole-rat), 1845 nucleotides long. It is a transcript of the gene Umps, whose product is annotated as uridine monophosphate synthetase. The transcript is spliced from 6 exons. Lineage: Eukaryota; Metazoa; Chordata; Mammalia; Rodentia; Bathyergidae. The coding region runs from base 49 to 1491 and encodes 480 amino acids. Gene Ontology annotation, molecular function: orotidine-5'-phosphate decarboxylase activity; orotate phosphoribosyltransferase activity. Gene Ontology annotation, biological process: 'de novo' UMP biosynthetic process; 'de novo' pyrimidine nucleobase biosynthetic process. The record is from RefSeq and is a predicted model, not a curated record.
CGUCACGUCGCCAGAGGGCGCGCUCUUCCGGACUGGGAGCGCCCAAGCAUGGCGGCCGCGGGCGCUGCUUUAGAACGUCUGGUGACGGCCCUGUACGAUGUGCAGGCUUUCAAGUUUGGGAACUUCGUGCUGAAGAGCGGGCUCUCCUCCCCAGUUUACAUCGAUCUGCGGGGCAUCAUAUCUCAACCGCGUCUUCUCAGUCAGGUUGCAGAUAUUUUAUUCCAAACAGCCCAAAAUGAAGGGAUCAGUUUUGACACUGUAUGUGGAGUACCUUACACAGCUUUGCCACUGGCUACAGUUAUCUGCUCGACCCAUCAAAUCCCAAUGCUUAUUAGAAGGAAAGAAACAAAGGAUUAUGGUACUAAGCGCCUUGUAGAAGGAGCUCUUAAUCCUGGAGAAACCUGUCUAGUCAUUGAAGAUGUGGUCACCAGUGGAGCUAGUGUUCUGGAAACCGUUGAGGCUCUGCAGAAGGAGGGCCUGAAGGUCACUGAUGCCAUAGUGCUCCUGGACCGGGAGCAGGGUGGCAGGGACAAGUUGCAGGCCCAUGGGAUCCGCCUCCACUCAGUAUGUACAUUGUCCACAAUGCUGGAGAUUCUCAGGCAGCAGCAAAAAAUUGAUGCUGAGACGGUCGGGAGAGUGAAUCGAUUCAUUCAGGAGAAUGUCUUUAUGGCCACUCAUCAGAAUGGCUCUCUCCUUACUGUAAAGAAAGCACCUGAAGAACUCAGCUUUGCUGCACGUGCAGAGCUGCCUGGGAUCCACCCGGUUGCAUCAAAGCUUCUCAGGCUUAUGCAGAAGAAGGAGACCAACCUGUGUCUAUCUGCUGAUGUUUCAGAGGCCAGGGAGCUGUUACAGCUAGCAGAUGCCUUGGGGCCCAGCAUCUGCAUGCUCAAGACUCAUGUAGACAUUUUGGAUGAUUUUACUCUGGAUGUGAUGAAGGAGUUGACAGCUCUGUCAAGACAGCAUGAGUUCUUAAUAUUUGAAGACCGGAAAUUUGCAGAUAUAGGAAACACAGUAAAAAAGCAGUAUGAAGGUGGUGUCUUUAAAAUAGCGUCCUGGGCAGAUGUAGUAAAUGCCCAUGUAGUGCCAGGCUCAGGAGUUGUGAAGGGCCUGCAGGAAGUGGGUCUACCUCUGCACCGGGGCUGCCUGCUCAUUGCGGAAAUGAGCUCUGCUGGCUCCCUGGCCACGGGGGACUACACUAGCGCUGCGGUUAGAAUGGCUGAGCACCAUUGUGAAUUUGUGAUUGGUUUUAUUUCUGGCUCCCGAGUAAGCAUGAAACCAGAAUUUCUUCACUUGACUCCAGGAGUUCAGCUGGAAGCAGGAGGGGAUCACCUUGGUCAACAGUACAACAGUCCCCAAGAAGUAAUUGGCAGAGGAGGUUCUGACAUCAUCAUUGUGGGCCGAGGCAUACUGUCCACACCCAAUCGCCUGCAGGCAGCGGAAAUGUACAGAAAAGCUGCUUGGGAAGCAUAUUUGAGUAGACUUGCUGUUUGAGUGCCUCACAUACAUUUCUGUGAAGAUACUGAAGAUAUGUGGGCUCCUGAAAAUCACUGGCUUGAAAUGAGCUUUUCAAGCUUGAUAUUUUUUUUAGACUGGUGGUGGUAGGUACAACUGAGGAAGCCCCUGUCUCUAGCUGGGGCUAUUCUAUAUGGAGCUGGGGAUUAAGCCCUAGGUCUCUGCCAUAUCCCCAGCCUUCUUGUCUAUUUUGAGACAGGGUCUCACUAAGUUGCCUGAGCUGGACUCAAACUUGUGAUCCUCCAGCCUUGGAUUCCCAGAGUGCUGGGAUUACUACUGUGCACCACCACACCCAGGUUAUUCUGUUAGUGGUUCUGAGACAAAUUUUUCGAA